Saccostrea cuccullata (small rock oyster) is the source of this 1903-nucleotide messenger RNA. RefSeq names its product 2',5'-phosphodiesterase 12-like. The coding region runs from base 110 to 1867 and encodes 585 amino acids. Gene Ontology annotation, cellular component: mitochondrion. The record is from RefSeq and is a predicted model, not a curated record. NCBI's taxonomy places the organism in Eukaryota, Metazoa, Mollusca, Bivalvia, Ostreida, Ostreidae. The transcript has 7 exons. Gene Ontology annotation, biological process: nuclear-transcribed mRNA catabolic process, deadenylation-dependent decay. Gene Ontology annotation, molecular function: 3'-5'-RNA exonuclease activity.
GUUUGGCAUACACUAAAGAGUGAAACAGCUGUGGAGGAAAUUCGAACUGAAAUAUUGCAUCAACGCGUGCAAAGAAAGGUUGCAAUGCAAUUUGAUAAAUAACAAUGCUAUGUUACGGUUAUUUAGAGAAAAGUUGCAGAUCAAAAUAGGCUAUUUUCUUACUAGGCUGGGGGAUCGAAAAAUGGAGCCCACUUCUUUAUUUAUUGUUCGCUCACUCCCUGCUAAUGACAGAAUCUCCAUGGAAUUUGACUAUUCUCACGAUGGAGGAAAACCUAAACAGUUCCGAAUGGAUAGAAUAAAAGAGGAGGAAAUGGGUCAAACUUUUUCACGACUUAAAAAUUCCAUAACAUCAAAAUUUCUAAAAAGGAAGAGAAAGAAAAAUGAACCAGAAAUUGAAUACGAGGAAACCCCCCUUAAGUUUACCAUAAAUGGUGUUGAAAUCAAUUCAGAGAGCAAAGUACGUGUUGUAGAAGCCUUGACUCAGGGAUCCGAAGUCUGUAUUAACGAUCAAAAGUAUCAGGUAUCAGUUAACCCCCCUACAGUGUUAAAAUUAGAGCUUCCCAAGAGUAUGAUGUCAGGGUUCCCAAUUUUCCCAAAGGUGGAUUUACAGUUUGCUAAUGUGAUGGACAGUGAGUACACGUGGAACAGAGUACAUAAAGAUUUCAUUCAUCUUAAUGAUUCUCUAAAACAUGCAAAUCGGACAUUCCUGUGCAAUGAAAAAUCUUACACACCAACCAAUGACGACAUUGACCAUAAAAUUGAACUUAGCUGUAUUCCAAAGCUCGGGGAUAAGUCAGGAAGUAUGUCCACAGUCAUCAGUAAAGUGGAGGUUGAAGCAGGUCCAGGGGUCUGUCCGUUUGAGACGAGACACAUGUACAAUUCAGAACUGACCGAUAGCACAAGUUUCAGAGUGGUGUCCUAUAACAUACUGGCAGAUGCGUUUGCAGACACAGACUUCACUAGAAAUGAACUGUAUCCAUAUUGUCCUCCUUACGCACAGUCCAUAGAUUACAGAAAACAACUGCUACUGAAAGAGAUUCUCGGAUACAAUGCAGAUAUCAUUUGCCUUCAAGAAGUAGAUGAGAAGAUAUUUGACAGGUAUCUCUUGCCAGCCCUUCAGAUUAAUGGCUUUUCGGGAGUGUUUCAGAUGAAAACUGGGAAAAUCAGAGAAGGAGAAGCUUUGUUUUACAGGAACUCAAAGUUCAGGGCCCUAGAGGAACACUCAAUAGACAUAACACAGAGUUUGGAGGAGGAGGCCUAUAAAGAUAUCAAGGAAAAAUUGACCAAAUAUGAAGUCCUGUAUGAGUUUUAUAAAAAGAGGAAAAAUGUGCUACAAGUGCAUGUUCUGGAAUCUGUGUCAGAUCCACACAAGAAGCUGUGUGUGGCAAACACCCAUCUGUUUUUUCACCGAGACUUUGAUCACAUCCGUAUUAUCCAGGGAGUGGUCAGCAUCAGGCACUUAGAACAAGUGAUGACAAAAUACAGGGAAAAGGGAGACAACAUUUCCUUAGUUUUCUGUGGAGAUUUCAAUGCCAGUCCCCAAAGUCCUUUACAUGGAUUUCUGAGCAAAAGUCAACUCAGUCCAGAGGAAUAUGACUUACAGAUAAAAGAUACGGGAGAGAAGGUGACCAACUUUGACUUUUCCCAUGGCUUUAAUCUGACCAGUGCCUGCGGUUACCCGCGGUACACUAAUUACGUGGGAGGGUUCCACGGACAGCUGGACUAUGUGUUUGUGGACAGCAGUUUGGAGGCGGUCAGUGUAGUCCCUCCUCCAGACCACGAACAGGUCACUCAGCAUGUGGCCCUCCCCAGCAUUGUGUUCCCCUCGGAUCAUAUAGCACAAGUCUGUGUACUUAGGUGGAAGUGAGAUUUUAUAUACUGAAUAAAUCAUUUGAAGCUGGUA